This is a messenger RNA of Hirundo rustica (Barn swallow), 3419 nucleotides long. It is a transcript of the gene CLDN20, whose product is annotated as claudin 20. The transcript is spliced from 2 exons. Gene Ontology annotation, cellular component: plasma membrane; bicellular tight junction. The record is from RefSeq and is a predicted model, not a curated record. Gene Ontology annotation, biological process: bicellular tight junction assembly; cell adhesion. Lineage: Eukaryota; Metazoa; Chordata; Aves; Passeriformes; Hirundinidae. Gene Ontology annotation, molecular function: structural molecule activity. The coding region runs from base 381 to 1040 and encodes 219 amino acids.
CUAAGGGCUGCCGUCUGUUUUAUUCCAUAAUCUCUUUGCUUUCCCUUACGGAGUGUUUUUCAAACAAAACUCAUUAAACAAAGUACUCCUUUAUUCUCGGGUAGAUGGAACUAAGAGAGGGAACAAACAGCAGUAAUGCACUUGCUGUGGAGAACAGAAAAAAAACAACAUUCCAAGAAAUUUUGUUAAUACAUGCCAAUGCAGUUUUGCAUGAGAAGGGAUAGUUCCAUUCAAGAGAAACUGCAUUUUCCAGGACAUCUACAGUGAAGAAAACAUCUCAGACCUCACAACCAGCAACGGUCACAGCUUGGCUACGAAGCUCCCAGUUACUCAUUUCCACGGGAGAAAAGGCAGACAAAAGGUGACAGAAGAUAACCAACAUGGCAUCAGCAAGCCUGCAGUUCUUUGCUUUUAUUCUGGCUUUGUUUGGUGCUUUUGGAGAUAUCGCAGCCACCUUGCUACCACACUGGAAGGUAAAUGCAGACGUUGGCUCAAAUAUCAUAACAGCUAUAACACAGAUGCAAGGACUUUGGAUGGACUGCACAUGGUACAGCACUGGGAUGUUCAGCUGUACCCUGAAAUACUCCAUUCUCUCUCUCCCCAUCUACAUCCAGGCUGCACGGACCACCAUGGUACUGUCGUGCAUCCUAUCAGCCUUCGGGAUCUGCAUCACUACAGUCGGAAUGAAAUGCACAAGGUUGGGAGGGGACACCGACAGCAAAAAUAACGCUUGUUUUGCUGGAGGAAUCUGCUUCAUUCUUGCAGGAAUCUUUGGAUUAGUACCAACAUGCUGGUACACGAGAGAAAUUAUUUCAAAUUUCUUGGACCAGACCAUUCCAGAGAGUAGUAAACAUGAACCGGGAGGAGCAGUUUAUACUGGAUUCAUCUCAGCAGGGUUUCUGCUUAUCGCAGGUGUGAUCUUCUGCUCUUCCUGUUUUAAAAGGCAGCAAGGAGCAUGGAUUUACCCUCCAAAGCAGCACCAUUUCCCAUCCACAGAGCAGGAGAGCAAUGCAGGUUACAGCCUGAAGGACUAUGUAUAAAUAGUUAUUUCUAUCCAUUGAAGAUAUUUCUAUCCAUUCAAGGGGAGGGGGGUUUGUGUGUUUAGUUUGAUUAUUUCAAAGAAUGUAUAACAUAGCACGUAACCUUUCCUUUAUCUGCGUUGCAGUUAUGCUUAUGCAAGGUAUUUCAUUUAUAGGGGCAUCCACAAAAAGGAACGAGUAGAGAAAGAUGCUCGUCUGCUACAAGAGUAGUUUAUUUUGUUGAUUUUUCAAACCCUUCUUUCAGUCUUCCCAAGUUACACUUAUAGAAGAAAAAGGAACUAUUUUAAAAACAUAACUGACUGUACAAUACAUGCAUCGAAGUCUUGUAAUAGCAAAAUAAUUAAAAACUAACUGCUUUCUGUUUAAUGAAUCAGACUUUCAAUAACAUAUGACAUUUCAUAGUGUAUUUUACAUUUUUAUCUUGAUUUAAUUUAUGAUGCAAGGUAAAAAACCCAGAAACUAUUAGUCCAAGAAGCCCAAUUCAAAGGUUUUUUUAAAAACAGACACAUCUGCCUUUCAUUUGCAAUUGUAAAUUGCCUUGGUAACAAGAUUUUGUUAAAAAAAAAAAAAAAUACAUACACAAAAAAGUCAACCAACCAAAACAAAUCCACAACAAAAGCUCAAGGCUCCAAACCUUAGCUGCACUGUCUGUUCUGCAUAUCAGGCUGAAGGAUCAGCAGUACCAUUCAGCUCUUGCCAAACCCAGCUCUCCUACCCCAAACUGCCAACUGCUGUGGGUUUCAUUUAUUAUUGCUAAAGGAAACUGUGCUGGACAUUCACCAACUACUACUAAUCUAUUACUACACAGUCAGUGCUAGAGAUGAGGAGCAAUGCAACAAGAGAAAUGUAACCAUAACUGUGAAAACACCUGCAAACUGUAACAAACAAGAUAGAAACCAAAUUAUCUAUGUGCAAGAAACUUCUGUAAAUAUUCUGGCUUACACUUGCUACAGGUAAUUAUUAACAGCUCAAAUAACACAGUAACCACUUACCAUCUUCUACAUUUCUGAACUUCUCAAAGAACCUUUUAAGUCAUUUUAAUUAUUCCUGGAGGAUCUGUUCCAGGCCCACUCCCAGGUAUUCUAUUACUGCAAGAUGUACUAUACAACAGUGAUAAAAGAGAUAGCUUCUUUAUUUUUUUAACUGCCUUAUUUUGAAUAGUUACCUUAAAUCCUUCCCUAAUCCUAACCUUUUCCUUCACCACACAGAUUUUGUUCUGUAUUGGUCAUUGGCAAAGUAUGUUCUACCUAAAUACUUCCCUAAGUGAGAACCAAAUCAAGAAUGAAACGGGGUAUGAUACAGGCCGAUAAAUUUAGGAACAUAAUGCUGGAUGAUCAACUGCUACUUAUUCCAAGUAUUUAUAUACAACUUUCAUUUCCCAUGGUACUAGUCUGAAAUUUGCUAAAAGACCCUGAAGGAGCCCAAACAUUACAUGUUUAAUAUGUUGGGAAAAGAUUUUCUGUUAUAGCAUUUGGGAGAGUGGACUGUUUUAUGCAUUUAAUAUGUAAGUAAUCCUUAUUCCUAAAGUCUUCUUUUUUCACACACAGAAUGGCAUAACAUCUUGUUUUUAUUCUACUAUUACAUAGCUAUUUUGAGUUUCCUAUGUUUUAACCAAGGAGCUUGUUUUGUACUUUUCCUAGCACAAAAUGUACUGAUAGUACAUUCCUUGUACUAUUCCUAAUGCAACUAUCAGCAGUUAUUAGGUAUCGCAGAGACUUCCCUAUGACCAAAAAGCCAAUUUCCUUUUUUCCUAGACACAAUGUUGUGCAGCAACAUUCCAUAUACCAAGAAUCUUUUAUAUCUCAACACUCAUAGAAAUGUUGAAAUAAUAUUCAUGCAUCAAGUAAAUGAGGUAAACAAUUCCUUCUCGUAAACACGCAUCUCCACCUUUACAAAGGGGUUUGACGACACUAAGCUGUGAUCACUACCAAGUAUGAGUUAAAUCUGUUUGUAAAAAUUAUAAUCAAGAGACAUUUUUACAGGAGGGCAUAAGAAUAAGGUAAUAAUGGCAUACCAGGAGCACAACAAAAUGUUCAUUGCUUACACAUGCUGCAAAUUUUUCUUCCUGAAACUUCAUUAAAAAGUAGCUGUACUUCAUAUAGCUAUGAAACACGUAUCAAGGACAGAGCCAUUUCAUUCACAGUACAUUGCAAGAGUUUUCCAAUAAAACAGAUCCUAUGAGAAAUGGUCACAUCUAAAACCAUGUCAGUCUACAGCUUAAAAAAAACACGGAAAAAACAGAAGAUCAGUCUACAACAGGAGUUUGGAGGAAAUAAAAUAAUAGUGAAAACAGGUGCCAGUCCUGUCUGAAAGAAUUGUACUUUCUGCUUUUGCAAUAUAAGCAAUGCUUGUUUUAACUCAAAAAAUACAUUAAAUAAA